GUAGCCAUCAGACAAAUCAAAACCUUAGAACUCACUUAAAAAAAAAACACUCGAGAACAGAGAGAAAGAAGUUAAACAAUGGAGCUCGAAUUGGGACUAAAGGUCACGAGAACGAGAGAGGAUGUAUCGUCUUCAGUUGAUUUCCGCUUCUCUAAAGACCCGUUUGGUCCUCUGGUUCUUUCUCGAGAAACCGAUUCAAGGUUCAUCAUCAUCAUUCACAUCAAAGGAUUCAAAAAGGAAGGAACUGAAAUAGAUAUAAACAAAGAGGGGAAUAGGAUUACGAUACAAGGGAGGAAGCCUGUGGAAGAAAUGGUUAUGAUUAGAUGGAUGGCGUGGAGGAAAGAAGGUGAAUUUAGGGUUUUCAAGAAAGCUUUUAGGAUUCCUGAUACUGUGGUUUUAGACGAGAUUAAAGCUAGGUUUGAUGAUGAUGAUGCCACUCUUACAAUCACAAUGCCGAAAAGAGUUAAGGGGAUUUCUGGAUUUAAUAUUGAGGAAGAAGAAGAAGAAGAAGAAGAAAGAGUGGUCAAGGGAGAAGUUGAAGAGGAGAGUACAGUUAUAAGGGAAGAAACUGAUGUUCAGUCUGAGAAGUUUGAGACAAAGAUUCAGAGAGAGGGCGAGUUUGGAGAAAAAGAGAGUCAAGUUUUGGGAGAGGAACAAAAGGAUGAAGAAGAAACUGGGGAUGAUUACUUAGAGAAGAAGAGUCACCAGAUUGAUGAACAAGACAAGACUAUGGAAUGUAUAGAAGAAGAAGAAGAAGAGUUGGCUGAAUCAAAUAAAGAGAGUGAGGACAGCAGUAGCUUAAGAAAGCAUCCGGACACUGAAGGAAGAGAUUCUCAUGAGCAGACAAGACAUGAGGAAAAAGAAAAUAGCCAACACUCUGAGGCGACAGAAAUUCAGAGAGAAGAAGAAUUUGGGGAAAGAGAGAGUCAAGUUUUGGGAGAGGAACAAAAGGAAGAAGAUGAAACUGGGGAUGAUUACUUAGAGAAAAGGAGUCACCAGAUUGAUGAACAAGACAAGAUUCUGGAAGAAGACGAAAAAGAAUUGGCUGAGAGUAAUGAGGACAGUAGCUUAAGAAAGCCUCCAGACAUUGAAGGAUAUGAGCAGACAAGACAUGAGGAACAAGAUAAAAAACAGAAACGGGUCGACGAAGCAGAGAGUAAAAGUGAUGAUUUUGGAUCCACAGCAUUUGAAGGACAAGAACCUGAUGAGCAGCUGGAUAGAACAAGUAAAAGUGGAGCAAAAGAAAAGACAAAGACUGACGGCGACGGUGAUGGUGAUGGCUUGAGCAAGGAUCAAGGGAUUAAAGAAGAGCGAGAGAGACGCAAUGACAAACGCAAGAUUCAAGAUAUCGUACAAGGAAACGGAGAGGAGGAUAAGAAGAAAAUUGUAAAGAAGCAGAACAUUGUAAAGAAGGAGAUAAAUAAUGGAGACGCCAAAGAAAAAAUUGAUGCAAAAAUGGGCGAAGUAUUGGCAUCAAACUUUGCAGAUAUUGCGAUGAAAACUGAAGAUCUUGAAUCAGAUGAGGAGCUAGACAAGACAGAAAAGUUGGUUGAGAAGAAGGACAACGCUAAGGUUGGAGCACAAAGUGAAGACAUUAGCUUAAUAAAGCCUACAGAUUUUGAAGGAAGGGAUUCUCAUGAGCAGACAAGACAUGAGGAACAAGAAUAUAGCCAACACUCUGAGACUGAGAUUCAGAGAGAAGAAGAGUUUGGAGAAAGAGAGAGUCAAGUUUUGGGAGAGGAACAAAAGGAUAUGGAAGAAACUAAUGAUGAUAAUUUGGACAAGAUUAACCAGAUUGAGGAACAAGAAGAAGAAAAAAUCGUUGGUGAUUCAAAUAAAGAGAAUGAGGACAGUAGCUUGAGAAAGCUCCCAGACAUUCAAGAACGAGAUUCUCAUGGUCAGACAAGACAUGAGGAACAAGAACAAGUAGUGGAGCAGCAAGAUUCACAAGCAGAGACUAAUAGUAAUGAUUUUGGAAGCAGAGCAUUUGAAGAUCGGAUUGGAGAACAGAAACCUCAUGUAACUAAAAGUAGAGAAAUGGAAAAGGAAAAGAUUGACGAUGAUGAUGUUGGCUUGAGAAAGGUUCAAGAGGUUGUUAAAGAACCAGAGAUACACAAUGAAAAAAGCAAGAAACGAGAGAUGGUGGAACGAGAUUCUCAUGGUCAGACAAGACAUGAGGAACAAGAACGAGAUUCUCAUGAACAGAGAGGACAUGAGGAACAAGAACGAGUAAUGGAGCAGCAAGAUUCACAAGCAGAGACUACUAGUAAUGAUUUUGGAAGCAGAGCAUUUGAAGAGAUUGGAGAACAAAAACCUCAUGUAACUAAAAGUAGAGAUAUGGAAACGGAAGCGAUUGAUGAUGAUGAUGUUGGCGGCUUGAGAAAGGUUCAAGAGGUUGAAGAACCAAAGAUACACAAUGAAGAAAGCAAGAAAGUACUGGAAGGGGAAACAAGUGGUCACGAGAGGGGAAAAUUUAUAAAGAUGGACAUAGAAAAAAGGGAUGCAAAAGAAGAGGUUGAUGAGAAAAUGGGAGAAGGAUUUAGACCAAACAUUGAUAGAACACAAUUAGUUGCAGACAAUGACAUUGGAGAAACUGAGACAAAAGCUGAUGAGUUUGAAUCUGAUAAACUAAAAGCAGAUGAGGUACACAAGAUACAUGAACUGGUUGAGAAGAAAGAAGAUGAAGGGGAAAAUGCUAAUCUGAGAGGAAAAAGUAAAGACAUCAGCUUAAAGCUUCAAGAGAAUGAAGAACAACAGUCUAAGGGACAGAAGCGACAAGACAAACAAGAAAUGAUUAAAGAAUUGGUGGAAGAGAAAACACCAAGAGCAGAUGCAAAUGCAGGGAACGAUAUUCCAAAACCAGUCCAGGCGAAGACAAGUGAUAAAGGAAAGGAGGAGAAGAAAAGUGUAAAGAUGGAGAUAAAAACUGGGGAUGCCAAAGAAGAAGUUGAUGCAAAAAUGGGCGGAGGAUUUGCACCAAACAUUGCAGCGACAAAAUUUGAGGAGUUUGAAUCUGAUAAAAUAGAUUCAGAUGAGGUAGACAAGAUACAGAAACUGGUUGAGAAGAAAAAGGGGGAAGAGGAAAAUGCUAAGGUUGGAACACAAAGUGAAGACAUCAGCUCAACAAAGCUUCAAGAGAUUGGAGAACAACAAUUUCAGGGACAAAAGCAACACGAAAAGCAAGAAAAGAUCAGAGAAUUGGUGGAAGAGCAAACUCUAGAGGCAGAGGCAAAUAUUGGGAAUGAUAUUCCAAAAGCAGUUCAAGAGAUGAAAGAACCACAAGAGGUGGAAUUGUUAGAGAAAACAGGUGAUGAAAGAAAAGCAAGAAAGGUGAAGAAGAAAAGUGUAAAGAUGGAGAUAAAUAAUGAGGAUGGCAAAGAAGAGGUUGAUGAAAAAAUGGGACAAGGAUUCGAACCAAACGUUUCAGAAACUGACGAUGAUUUUGAAUCUAAUAAACUAGAAGCAGAUGAGGUAGACAAGAUACAUGCACUGUUUGAGAAGCAACAAGAUGAAGAGGAAAAUGCUGAGGGCGGAAGACAAACUGAAGACAUCAGCUUAAAAGAGCUUCAAGAGAUUGAAGAACAACAAUUUCAUGGAAAGAUCAAAGAAUUGGUGGAAGAGCAAACUCUAGAGGCAGAGACAAAUAUUGGGAAUAUUAAUCCAAAACCAGUAGCGGAGAGAAGUGAGGGAAAACACAAGUUCCAGGAGGACACAAAGAAUCAGCCAGAGGAAUACAAAGAGAAAAUUACGAAGACUAAUGAUCCUGGCGCAAGAAAGGUUCAGGAGAUUAUUAGAAAACAAGAGUUGAAUGAACCUGCAGCAAGAUCCGAGAAAGAAAGCAAGACACGAGAGCUGGUGAAAAGCAAAACAAAUGAUGAAGGGAAAGAGAAGAAAAUUGCAGAAAAAGAAACAAAGGCAGAGACAUAUGUAGGGAAUGAUAUUUUGAAACCAGUUCAGGAGAUAAGUGAGGGAAAACACAAGAUCCUAGAGCUUUCUCAAGAGGAAACAAAGAAUCAGCCAGAAGAGUACUUAAAGAAAAUUAAGGAGACAGGAAAAAAGAUUAAUGAUGCUGGCACAAAAAAACUUCAAGAGAUAAAACAAGAGUUGAAUGAACCAGCAAGAUCUGAGAAAGAAAGCAAGACGCAAGAACUGGUGAAAAACAAAAGAAAUGAAAUUGCAGAAACAGAAACAAGAGAGCAAGAGUCAAAUAGACCAAAAAUACUCAGGGAACAAGAAAAGAUCCAAGAACUGGCUGAAGAGAAGACUAACUUUUCAAAAAAUGGGAAAGCCAAGGAUAAAGACGAAAUUGCAGAGAAGAAAACAGAAUUUUGUGCUGAUGACGAUGAUAUUUCAAGCAAAUUUCGAGAUGUUGAACAACAAGAUUCAGAUGCAGUGAAGGGGCAAGAAGAAAAAGACAUGAUUCAAGAAUUAGCACUUGAAGAAAAAGUUAGUGAUGGAGGUAAAGGAAUCGUUGCAGUGUUGGAUACAAAAGCUGAGAAUGAUAAGUCUAAAAAAGUUCAAGAGAUUGACCAACAACAGUUGCAUGAAGAAGAUAGAUGUGGAAAACAAUUCCAGAAACUCAUAGUAGGUGAAGUAAGUGGUCGCGGAGAAGUUGAUGAUAUUAAAAUAAUAGAAGAAGAGAAAGAAAUCAGGGAUAGCUCGAGAAAAGGCCAAGAGACUGCAAAAACAGAUUCAGAACUCCACAACAACAGAGAAGUUUGUCGAAGUGAAGAGAAGAAGUAUGACAGACCUGAAAAGAUAGAACAAGAAUUGGUUAACUUGAACAGCCAACUGGAGCAAGACAAUGUUGAAGAUGGAGACAAGAAUCAAGAACCGGUGGAAGAGGAAAUCAAGGAUUGUAAAGAAGAAGAUGGCGGUGCAGAAUCAAAGAUCAAAAUCGACGAUGAUGUUGUAAGAAAGGUUCAAGGUGUUAAAGAACAUGAGUCGUAUGGGACGGAAAGGGAACAUGUAAGCAAGAUUCAAGAAUUGGUAGAAGAGAAAAUUGGUGAUCAUGAAGAAGAAGAAGAUGUAUGUGAUAGCUUGAGAAAGGUUGACGGUGGCAAAGCACAGGAGUUGCAUGAACCGAAGAUACACAAAGAACGUGAUAAGACCCGGAUAACUGGGGCAGAGGAACCAAGUUGUCAAGAGGAUGAGAAUAUGGUAGAGCCUUUGACAAUAAAAGAGGAUGACAAUUUUGUAGAUGUUCAAGAGAUUAAUAAAGAACAACCUGAAAAGCUACAGAGCCAGGAGAAACCAUACAAAAUUCAAGAAGUGGUUGAAGCGGGACUCAAUGACCAUAGAGAAGAAGAAAAGGUAACGGCCAAGGCAGACCUGGAAACUGAAAGAGAGAGCUCAAAAAAGGUUGAAGAGACUGAGCAACAGAAAUAUGAUGGACCAAAGAUGCAAAAUACAGAGGACAAAAAGAAAAAUAUAGCAGUGGAGCAGAAGGGGACUGUGGAGAUGAGGACAAAAACAAAAGAUGGUAGCUUGACUAAAGUUCAAGAUGAUGAAGAUCAAGAAUCGAGUAAACCUUAUAAGAGAAAAAUAGAAGACAAGACCCAGAAACUAGUGGAAAUGGGAACAAGUGAUUACAGAGAAAAAGUCAAGAAAGAAGAUGAGAAUGAUAUCUUAAGAAGCCAAGAAGACUUAGAUGAAUUUGGGAGACACAGUGAGCAAAGCAAUAUUCCUCAGUUGGUAGAAGUAGAAAAAGUGGAGAACAUUGCUGAGCUAGAGGGAGAAUCAUAUGAAGAUUGGACACACGAGGAGCGAGAAAAGAGAAAAGAUUUGGUUAAAGAGGAAGCAGCUGAUCUUAAAGAUAAACACACUGGUGGAGAUGACCAUACUGAUGAUAAACAAGAAAAGAUUAUUGUCAAGGCAGAACUUAAAACUGAGGAAGAUAGCUCAAAGAGGGUUCAAGAGACUGAAAAACAGGAUGAAGAUGAAUUGCAGAGAUCUAUGACACAAGACAAAAUGCAAGAAACAGAGGGAAAAGACAAAACUAGAGCAAUGGAGGAGAAUGAGAUUGUGGAGAGAAGGGAAAAAACUAUAAAUGAAAGCUUGAGAAAGGUUCGAGAAGAUGAAGAAGAUCCACAAUUAGGUAAACAGAAGAGACGUGGGGAAGAAGACAGGAUCCAUGAGUUAGUAGUGGAAACGGAAUUAAAUGAUUACAGAGGAAAAGUCAAGAAAAAAGAUGGAGAUGGUGUCUUAAGAAGAAGCCAAGAGACUGUGAAAUUUGAUUUAGGUGAACGUGAGAGACAGUUUAAGCAAAGAAGGAUUCAUGAACCAGUGGAAGAUGAACAAACAGGAGAAGGCAAAGGAGAACAUGAUGAAGAAGAAAGAUAUGAGAAAGUUGCACAGGCUAAGACAAAAGUUGAACAUGAGAUCAACAAAAAGAUAGGGGAGAAUAAAGAUUCAGAACCGGAAAAACAGGAGCUAUACAAGUCGGAAGCAGUACUAAAAGAAGAAGUAGGUGAUCGCGAAAAAGAAGAAGAAAAUCUCGUGGAUGGUUCUGCGACAAAGAUUCAAGAAACUGAAAAGGAAGAGCUAGAGAUGUACAAGAAACAAGACAUGGUCCUAGAAGACGUAACAGGGGAUCAGAAAGAUGAAAAGGCAGAGGAAGCUGCAGCUGUAGUGGCAAGCAAUGCGAACGGAAGUUCAAGAACGGUUAAAACGAUUGAAGAAGAAUCAGAAGAACACAUGGAAAAAGAAAAGAUCCCUGAAAUAAGUGAUCCUAAAGUGAAAGAGACAAAAGAGGAGGUUCCCAAGUCAAGAUAUGUCCGAGAGAUAAAAGAGCUAGUAACACAUGUUCCGGAACUUGAAGGAAAAACAGAGAAUUGCAAAGAUGAUGGACAAGGAAGGAGAGCAGAAAAGGGAAAACAAGGAAAGAUUGUUGAGACUAUGUCACCGGAAAGGUUCAAGUCAACAAGUGACGAUGGUAUUGUGAGAAAGAAGAUUCAAGAGACCAAAGUGCAAGAUUCAAAUGAGAAGAAAAAGCAAGAACAGAAAGGCAAGAUUGAAGAAACAGAGAGGAGAGAAUCGAGUAGUCAUGAGGUAAAGUUGGUGACUGAAGAUGAUAGCCUUAGAAAAGGUCAAGAGUUUUUGGAAAAGGAGUCAAAUGUGUCAAAGAAAACUGAGGAAGAUAGCUCAAAGAGGGUUCAAGAGACUGAAAAACAGGAUGAAGAUGAAUUGCAGAGAUCUAUGACACAAGACAAAAUGCAAGAAACAGAGGGAAAAGACAAAACUAGAGCAAUGGAGGAGAAUGAGAUUGUGGAGAGAAGGGAAAAAACUAUAAAUGAAAGCUUGAGAAAGGUUCGAGAAGAUGAAGAAGAUCCACAAUUAGGUAAACAGAAGAGACGUGGGGAAGAAGACAGGAUCCAUGAGUUAGUAGUGGAAACGGAAUUAAAUGAUUACAGAGGAAAAGUCAAGAAAAAAGAUGGAGAUGGUGUCUUAAGAAGAAGCCAAGAGACUGUGAAAUUUGAUUUAGGUGAACGUGAGAGACAGUUUAAGCAAAGAAGGAUUCAUGAACCAGUGGAAGAUGAACAAACAGGAGAAGGCAAAGGAGAACAUGAUGAAGAAGAAAGAUAUGAGAAAGUUGCACAGGCUAAGACAAAAGUUGAACAUGAGAUCAACAAAAAGAUAGGGGAGAAUAAAGAUUCAGAACCGGAAAAACAGGAGCUAUACAAGUCGGAAGCAGUACUAAAAGAAGAAGUAGGUGAUCGCGAAAAAGAAGAAGAAAAUCUCGUGGAUGGUUCUGCGACAAAGAUUCAAGAAACUGAAAAGGAAGAGCUAGAGAUGUACAAGAAACAAGACAUGGUCCUAGAAGACGUAACAGGGGAUCAGAAAGAUGAAAAGGCAGAGGAAGCUGCAGCUGUAGUGGCAAGCAAUGCGAACGGAAGUUCAAGAACGGUUAAAACGAUUGAAGAAGAAUCAGAAGAACACAUGGAAAAAGAAAAGAUCCCUGAAAUAAGUGAUCCUAAAGUGAAAGAGACAAAAGAGGAGGUUCCCAAGUCAAGAUAUGUCCGAGAGAUAAAAGAGCUAGUAACACAUGUUCCGGAACUUGAAGGAAAAACAGAGAAUUGCAAAGAUGAUGGACAAGGAAGGAGAGCAGAAAAGGGAAAACAAGGAAAGAUUGUUGAGACUAUGUCACCGGAAAGGUUCAAGUCAACAAGUGACGAUGGUAUUGUGAGAAAGAAGAUUCAAGAGACCAAAGUGCAAGAUUCAAAUGAGAAGAAAAAGCAAGAACAGAAAGGCAAGAUUGAAGAAACAGAGAGGAGAGAAUCGAGUAGUCAUGAGGUAAAGUUGGUGACUGAAGAUGAUAGCCUUAGAAAAGGUCAAGAGUUUUUGGAAAAGGAGUCAAAUGUGUCAAAGAGUGGACAAGCAGAGGCAGAGACAAAAAUCAACAAUGUUAAAUCAAGUGAGGAAGAGGAACAUAAGAAGAAGAUUAGGAAAACAAUGGAAGAGAAAUCAAAUGCUCCUGAGAAAGAAAGAGAGGCAAAUGAGAAAGUUGCAGAAGAGCGGAUGCAAGAUAAGACUGACAGCAGCACUAAGAACCAAGAGAUUAAAGAAGAAGAACCAUAUGAGUUUCUACGAAAUGGAGAGCAUGACAAGAUCCCAGAAUGUCAUAGAGAAGAGGAAAAGGGAAUGGAACAAAGUGAAAUUGAGGAGAUGAAGAGAACAACUGAGGAUUGUAGCUCAAGAAAGGUUCAACAAAAUAAAGUACAAGAAUCAGAUGAAGUAGAGAAACACCGGAAACUAAGUGAGAUACAAGAAAGUAGCAAUACCCAAGAAUCAGUGGGAAAAGAAACAGAGAAGAAUAGAGAAGACGAAAUGAAUGAAAGGGGAGGAUAUAAUGCAAUGCUCAAGGAAAAAUCUAUGGCUUCAAGUGAGUCUCAAGAUGCUGAGGAAAAAGGAUCAGAUCAGCCAAAGAGAUAUGCAGAACAAGAACUAAUGACUGAGAGGGAGAGAAAAGAAGAAUAUCGUAUAAGAGAAGGCGAGCAGAAGGAGAAUUCAAAGCGAAUGCCGCAGGUGGCUUCGAAAGCUAAUGACAGUAGCUCCAAAAAAAAACAUCAAGAACUGGUUGAAAUAGAAACUAUUGACGAGAGGAUAGAAGAAUUAGAGGAGGGGAAUGUUGUUGGGAAAGCAGAGACAGUAGAUGAAUAUGCUAGUUCAAGGACGAUUCACGAACAGGAAGAAAGAAAUUCAGAUAAACUAGAAGGACAUGGGGAAGAAGAUAUGAGCAAAAAACUUGCAGAACAAGGAACAAGCGAUGAUAAAGAUGCAAAAGAAGGAAACAGAGCAGGGGAAGUAUGGGAAGAGGUGGAGACUAAAAUCAGGGCUGAUGGCUUUGGGAAGGUAAGACAGAUUGAAGAACAAGAAACAGACAAGAAGCUAUCAGAUGUGGAAAAGGACAUACGUGGUAAAUCAAAAGAGAACAAGAAUCAAGAGACAAAGAGGAAUGAUAAUAGCUCCGGGAGUAAGACUCAAGCAAAUGAAAAACAAGAGUCUCAUGAACAAAAGAGAAAUGAGGAAGAGGUCAUUGAGAAAGAAGAGACAAUUGAAGAACAUGAUAGCUCAAGUAAGAUUCAUGAACAUGACGAACAAAAGUCAGAUAUAAUGAGCGAAAAUAUUGCAGAAGAGGAAACAAGCGAUGAUAAAGAAGCCAAAGAAAGAAACAGAGCAGGGGCAGUAUUGGGAGAGGUUUUGAAGAUAGGAGAGAUUGAGAAACACGAGCAAGACAAGAAGCAAUCAUUUGUGGACACAAGUGGUAAAUCAAAAGAGAACAAGAACCAAGAGACAAAGAGGACAGAUGAUGAUAUCUCAGGAAAUAAGACUCAAAAACAAGAGUCUCAUAAGAAGAAGAGCCAUCACGAUCAGGACAAGAAGAACCCGGGACUGCUUGGGAAAGAAACAAACAGUUGCAUAAAUGAAGAUAAAGAAAAUGCAGAAGCAGAGGUGUCAAGAAAGUUAAAGGGAGUUGAAAAACGAGAAUCAACUAAAAUGGUGGAAACACAUGAAAACCGAGAUGACAUCAAAGAAUUGGUUGAAGAGAAAACGAACAACAAAGAAGGACAAGACAAGGAGAGCAUAGUUACGGAUGUCUUGGCAAAAGCUGAAGACGAUGAACUGAGGAAACAAGACAAGAGCAGGGAACAAAGACUAAGAGAUAACCUUAAAUAUGAAGAAACGUCAAAGACAGAAACAAAAAGAAAGGAUGAUAAUGAACAAGAGAGAAUUAAAGAGCAAGGAAGGAUCAAAGAACUGGUACAAGACAGGACACAUUCUUGCAGAGAAAAAGAGAACAAAGAAACUGAAUUUGAAGACUCGAAAAAGAUUCAAGAGAGAGACAAAGAAGAAUCAACUGAACCAAGAAGAAAUGAGAAACGAGACAAGAUCCAAGAACCAGUGGAUAGGGAAACAAGUGAUGAUGACGAAGAAGAGUUAGAAAUUGAAUUUGAAGAAGAAGAAGAAGACUGGGAAGCUGAAGUAAUUCAAGUAACGGAUUCAGAUCAUGAAGAUAAUAAUGAUAUUAGAAAUAUAAAAAGAAUCAGAUUAGGAUUCCGGUUAGUAGGAGGAUCAACAUUGUUUAUGUCACUUAUAGUCAUAGUUAUUAGUUUCAUUCAUUCCAAAAGAAAAAUAAGAGGUUACAAGUUCUAAGCAGAUCACAAUAUC
Camelina sativa (false flax) is the source of this 10668-nucleotide messenger RNA. NCBI's taxonomy places the organism in Eukaryota, Viridiplantae, Streptophyta, Magnoliopsida, Brassicales, Brassicaceae. The record is from RefSeq and is a predicted model, not a curated record.